Messenger RNA from Neurospora tetraspora, 1617 nucleotides. RefSeq lists its product as uncharacterized. Gene Ontology annotation, cellular component: endoplasmic reticulum lumen. Lineage: Eukaryota; Fungi; Ascomycota; Sordariomycetes; Sordariales; Sordariaceae. The record is from RefSeq and is a predicted model, not a curated record. Gene Ontology annotation, molecular function: protein-disulfide reductase activity. Gene Ontology annotation, biological process: response to endoplasmic reticulum stress. The transcript is spliced from 2 exons. Bases 1 to 1617 code for a protein of 538 amino acids.
AUGCAUCACCCCACCCUCUGCGCUCUGGCAGUCGGUAUCCUGUCUGCGCUCCCCGGAGCCCAGGCCAACGGCCUUUAUACCAAAAAGUCCCCAGUCUUGCAGGUCGACGGAAAGGAUUACGAUAGGUUGAUUGCCAAGAGCAACCAGACAUCUAUCGUUGAAUUCUACGCCCCUUGGUGCGGCCACUGCCAAAACCUCAAGCCAGCCUACGAAAAGGCGGCCAAGAACCUCGAAGGCCUGGCCAAGGUCGCCGCCGUCAACUGCGACGAUGACGCCAACAAGCCCUUCUGCGGCAGCAUGGGCGUCCAGGGCUUCCCGACCCUCAAGAUCGUGCGUCCCGGUAAGAAUGCCGGCAGCAAGCCCAUGGUGGAGGACUACCAAGGCCAGCGCACGGCCAGCGCCAUCGUCGACGCCGUGGUCUCGCGCAUCAACAACCACGUCGUCAAAGUCGAGGACAAGAACCUCGACAAGUACCUGAGCGACAAGAACGAGACGGCCAAGGCGCUCCUGUUUACCGACAAGGGUACCACGUCUCCCUUGCUGAAGAGCGUCGCCAUUGACUUCCUCGAUGUCAUCCCCGUCGGCCAGGUGCGGAACACUCAGUCCAAGGCGGUAUCUACUUUCGGUGUCGACAAAUUUCCUACUCUGAUCCUGCUGCCUGGCGGUGAUGCCCCCGGCAUCGUCUACGACGGUGAGAUCAAGAAGGCCGACAUGGUGAAGUUCCUUUCCCAGGCGGGCCAACCUAACCCGGACCCGGCACCGGCCAAGGCCAAGAACGGAAAGAAUGGAAAGAACGGAAAUGAAGGAAAGAACGGAAAUGAAGGAAAGAACGGAAAGAACGGAAAGAAGGACUCCAAGAAGGCUGCAUCUUCCUCCUCUUCCUCUUCUUCCUCCAAGUCCAAGUCAUCUGAGACCUCAACCUCAACCUCCACCUCAACCUCAACCUCCUCCUCAACCUCCUCCGAAACCCCCGCCCCAACCCAAGAAGCCCCCGUAAUAAUCGACACCGCCCUCCCCAUCCCCUCCCUCAACACCCCCGAAAAACUAACCAAGGAAUGCCUAACGUCCAAAUCCAACACCUGCGUCCUGGCCUUCGUCUCUCCUAGCAGCGGCGAAAAAGCCCAAAAGGCCCUCACCACCCUCUCCGAAAUAGCCUUCAAAUACGCCCACUCCGGCCACAAGCUCUUCCCCUUUUACGAAGUUCCCCUGGCCACCAACCCUGGCGGCGCCUCCCUUCUCAAGUCCCUUGGUCUCAAGGAGGAUGCUGACAUCGAAGUCAUCGCCAUCAACGCCAAGCGCGGCUGGUGGAGACACUACGACGCCGUUGGUGCGGCCGAUGAUUUCUCGGGACAUGAUAAGUUGGAGGCGUGGAUUGAUGCGAUUCGGUUGAGCGAGGGAACCAAGAAAAAGUUGCCCGAGGGUGUUGUUGUUGAGGCUUCUUCGGCUCCAGUAAAGGAAGAGGAAAGCAAGGCGGAAAAGGCAAAGCCUGAGGAGGCUGUUUCGGAGGAGGAGACGACGCCGGAGGCUACCAAGGCUGUUACUAGUGACGAGAAGGAGUCGACUGCGCCGGUUGAUCCUACGCCUGAGCCGGAGACGGCUACGCAUGAUGAGCUUUGA